Molecule: messenger RNA, 5040 nt
Organism: Monodelphis domestica (gray short-tailed opossum)
Lineage: Eukaryota; Metazoa; Chordata; Mammalia; Didelphimorphia; Didelphidae
Gene: SYNPO2L
Product: synaptopodin 2 like
Biological process (GO): positive regulation of actin filament bundle assembly
Cellular component (GO): Z disc; nucleus; actin cytoskeleton
Molecular function (GO): actin binding
Source: RefSeq, a predicted model, not a curated record
AGCUCCGAUUGACGGGACAUAUGUCCUGAACAGGACUGAGCCAAGGGCUGAGCCACCCAACUAGGGGUUGGGGGACUAGGAAAGGCCUAGAGGUUGGUAGCUGUAACAGGACAGACAGACGGGAAGGACGGGGGUUCUAACCCCUCAACUUUUUUCUUGGGACAGUCUCUAACGUGGUAAGGGCCAUAGGCUGAAUUAAGGAAUGGGUGCUGAGGAAGAGGUUCAGGUCACGCUCUCAGGGGGAGCUCCCUGGGGCUUCCGACUACAAGGGGGUGCUGAACAGAGGAAACCUUUGCAGGUGUCCAAGAUACGAAGGAGAAGUCAGGCAGGACGAGCAGGGCUUAGAGAACAGGACCAGCUAUUGUCCAUCAAUGGAGCCGCUUGCACUGGUCUUUCCCAUGCCAGUGCCAUGAACCUCAUUGAUGCUUCAGGGGCCCAGCUCAUCCUCACCGUGAGGAGGGUAGGAGAUGUAGGGCCUGUGCGUUCUCCAUCCCCUGGUGAGCUUCGGGUGCUGUCUCCUUCAUCCCCACUGAGUCCAGAGCCCCCUGGGGCUUCAGCACCUCAGCCUCUGCAGCCUGGAAGCCUGCGGUCACCCCCGGACAGUGAGGCGUACUAUGGGGAAACAGACAGUGAUGUGGAUGGCUCUGCCACCCAGGAGAAGCCCCGUCGUCCCCGUCGACGAGGUCCCACCAGGCCCACCCCUCCAGGGGCUGCACCUGAAGAGGUCUCUUUAUCUGACAGCCCCGCAGAGCCUGCUCCAGCUUCUCUUGAAUCCCCAGCUCUGGGAGAUAGCCGUGUGAGUUCUCCAUCCUGGGAAGAUGGGGCAUCUCUUCAGCCGCCUCCAGCUGAAGCUCUGUUGUUACCUCAUGGCCCACUCCGACCCGGGCCCCAUCUCAUCCCCAUGGUGGGGCCCGUGCCUCACCCAGUGGCUGAUGAUCUUACCACCAGUUACACCCAGAAAGCCAAGCAAGCCAAACUACAGCGUGCAGAAAGCGUCCAAGAGAAGAACAUAAAGGAGGCCAAGACCAAAUGCCGGACCAUCGCCUCCCUGCUGACAGCAGCACCCAAUCCUCACUCCAAGGGGGUGCUGAUGUUUAAGAAGAGGAGGCAGCGGGCCAAGAAAUACACCCUGGUCAGCUUUGGGGCUGCGGCAGGAGAGGGAGCACGGGAGGGGGGCGAGGAGGAAGAGGAAGACGGCAUCCCCCCCACCAGUGAGUCGGAGCUGGAGGAAGAGACCUUCUCAGACGCCCGAAGCCUCACUAAUCAGUCAGACUGGGACAGUCCCUAUCUGGACAUGGAACUAGCCCGCUCAGGGUCAAGCAGAGCAGAGGGGCAGGGGCCAGGGCCAGGGGGUGGCCUGAGUGAAGCUUCGGGAAGAGGUGCCCGGCUUUUUGAGCAGCAGCGGCAGCGGGCAGCCUCCAGCUCCCUGGAACAGCCUCAUGAUACUCCCCCAUCCCUGAUGAAUGGGAGGGGCCCUCCACCCCCACGUGCGCAGAGCACCCCCCCAGAGGCGGCCUUACUACCGCCCAGCCCAAUGCUGCCCCCUGCUACCAGUCCCAUUCCUUUAGCCUCUGGUGGGGGAGCCCCUCUUCCAGCCACAGGCAUUUUCAAUAGGUCAGCAAGGCCGUUCACCCCAGGGUUCCAAGGGCAGCGGCCAGUCACUACUUCAGUUGUUUUCCGACCUGUAGCCCCAAAGAAGGCAAACGAAAGCCUCAGGAGUCCCAGUCCUAGUCUUCCCCCUUUCAUGUCCUCACCCCAAGGUCUCAGUCUCCCCCCCAGCUUCUCAACUCAGAAAGAUCCUGGCAAUGUACCAGUCUCUGUCUCCACCAAUGCCCCAUGCUCCUCAGGCCCAGUAACAGCCACCAGUUCCUUGUAUAUUCCUGCCCCAAGUAGGCCCAUUACACCUGGAGAUACCCCUGACUCUCAGGCCUCUCACAGCAUGGCUGCCAUGACCUCUACUGCUUCCAUCUUCCUAUCUUCUCCCCUGAGGCCUACUGGACUCCCCAUGGUAUCUAAUCCAAGUCACCCUGCCCCUGAGGCUCCCAGUACUAGGGAGCAGAGAAUAUCUGUGCCUGCUCCCCGUACAGGCAUCCUGCAGGAGGCACGGCGUCGAGGGGGGCGCAAACAAAUGUUCCGUGGGGGGAAUGAAGAGAAAAAGAAUUCACCCAACCCUGAGCUGCUGUCGCUGGUACAGAACUUGGAUGAGAAACCUAGGGCAGGAGGGACUGAGUCUGGUCCUGAAGAGGAUGCCCUGAGCCUAGGGGCUGAAGCCUGCAACUUCAUGCAAUUCACAGGGGGCCGAAGUUUCAAGACCCCACCCCCUAUGGCACCUAAGACCCCACCCCCUAUGGCACCUAAGACCCCACCCCCUGUGGCACCCAAACCUGUACCCCGGGGUCUUCCUGAUGGCCUGGUGAAUGGGACUGUUCCCUCUACAGGUGUCCUCCCUGAACCACCUAGGCUACAAGGACGAGGUGGAGAACUAUUUGCUAAGAGGCAGAGUAGGGUAGAUAGAUAUGUGGUGGAAACCACACCUGGUCCUGGUACUGGACCAAUCUUUAGCUCCCGACCUCGAAGUCCCUCUCCUACCCCUUCUUUGCCUCCUUCAUGGAAGUACUCCCCUAAUAUCCGGGCCCCUCCUCCCAUUGCCUACAACCCACUGCUUUCUCCAUUUUUCCCACUGGCUGCUCGGACCCUUCCCAGCCGAACACAGCCUCAGGGACCCCGAACAACCACAAAGCCAGGCAUCAAGGCUAUUGACUUCAUGAGGCACCAGCCCUAUCAACUCAAAGCUGCCAUGUUCUGCUUUGAUGAGAUUCCUCCAACUCCUGGCCCUAUUCCCCCAGGGUCUUCUAAGACCGCUAGAGUCCAUGAGAUUCGGAGAUUUUCUACCCCAGCCCCCCAACCUACUUCUGAGCCCCUGGCCCCAACUGUGCUCACUCCCAGAGCAUCUACUUCACUGGAUGAGCCCAUCUGGAGAGUAGAGAUGCCCCCAACUGCCAUCCAUGCCCCUAGCCCAGCCCCAACUUUAGAGUCUCCUCGAGGUCUUGGAGCCUCCCCUGGCUCCUGCAGCUUCCAGGUAGCCAGACCCAGGUUCUCAGCUGCCAGCUCUGGGCUUCAGGCACAUGUGUGGAGGCCUGGAGCAGGACAUCAGUGAAUUGGGCACAGCCAAAGGAGCCAGAAAAUGGAGUACAUAGCAAGCUCUCAGAGCUGCUUUUGCCACCCUAAAUCCUCCUCUCCAACUACUUGGAGAAAAUUCCCCCUCCAAAGUAGGCUUGGUAUUCAAGUCUCAACUUUCCUUCUUUUCCACCUUUCCUUGUGCUUUUAGUCAAUCUAGUUCUGCUUUGAUGACUCUCUCUUUCCCUUCCUCCCUCCCGCUCUCUCUCUGGUGAGUCUGUUUUUGUGCCCAUUUAUUUGUGUCUCUCUCCUUUUAUGCUUUGCUUUUCUCUGUUGUAGUGAGUUGACUAAACCCAAAUGCAAAGAGAAGGUGGCUCUUGUGGUCUUAGGCCUGGAUAAUUGAUGAGACUAAGAAUUUGCUGCCUGGAGGGUAGUAGACAAGCAGGUUCUGGCUCUUUUUCUUCUGGGGUUCUCCUUUUUCUUUUUCCCUAGUUCUAGCUCACACCUGGACACAGGUUUAUGUGUACCUAAGAUGAGGAGGAGUAGAGAUGCAAAUUCCAACCUGGAUUCUACACCUUGCUCUGCUGAGGUCACAUAGAAGAAAGCCUUUUUGUUAAAGAGAGUAUGAAAGAUUAUUCAUUUAUCUCUCAUGGGUGAUUUGUACAGUACCCCACGAAAAUAAGAGGCAAAUUUCUGGUAGUGAUGGAAUCUUAAUAGGAUAUUUGUUUGAGACAGCUCUCUGAUCUCUAAAACCUUUUCUCCUUCCAGUAUAUAUGCCUAGCUUUUCUUAGAUCUCAGUCAACCACUCUGUUUGUGUUGUGUGGUUACUGGAGGAGGGAUGGGUAAAGAGUUGAAUGUGAGAAUGGAGAAACUGAUGGCCCAGGGCAACUUUGGGGAGGUGGGAGGGGGAUAAGAGGAUCAAUUUGAGUUUAUUUGGGUUGCAGAUUCCUCAGGAUGGGAGGAGGGUGGGGAUCUCUAAGGGCCUAUGCUAAAUAACCUGAAUAAUGAGUAGUAGAGAAUAGAAAACUUCCUCUUGAACAGGGAUGAACCUACCAUGGGCUUCUCCACCUCAUGGAUAUAAGCCAGAAAAGAGCCAUUGUUCUAGAACAUGGCACCUAGGACAGAAACUAGGAGCAGAAGUAAAGCUAGAGUGAUUGGGCCAGAGUGAGGCAAAGGGUGAGGGUGUGAAAGUGGGCAAUGGCAGAAUGAAAGUGGGAAAAGACAGACUGUGUGGGAGAGGAGAAUUAUGACAGAAUUUUAGGAAAAGGAGUUGUUAGCAGAUUAAGAACGGGUUAAUAGAACAGCAUAUAUUGAUUAUAUUAGUAGUAAUAAUAAUAGCUAACAUUUAUAUAGUGCUUACAAUGUGUCAAGUACUGUGCUGAAUGCUUUACAAAUAUCUCAUUGGAUUCUCACAACCCUGGGAGGCAGGUGCUAUUAUCAUCUCCAUUUUACAGAUGAGGAAACUGAGGCAAAUAGAGGUGAAGUGACUCAUCCAAGGUCACAAAGCUAGGAAGUAUCUGAGACUGAAUUUGAACUCAAGUCAUCCUGACUCCAGGCUUAGUGCUCUAUCACCUAGCUACCUCCAGGUAUCUAGGGAGAAGUGUCAUCUUUGCCUGUGCUGCUUGCUUUGUGUCUAUUCUUCAGUCCAUAUUCCUGUUGCAGGAGCUAUGAGCACCUAGGUACCACAAUCUCCUUGUCCUUCCCACUCCCACAAGAUUUAUGUUCAUAGCUUUAGGCUUUAGACCCUGAUCUCUGAGCCGGAAAUGGGGGUGAUUCAGGGUGGGGGGGCAGAAUAGGGGAUACACUCUCUCUGGGCACCCCUCCUCCAAACAUUUUUGCUGCUUGGUCUUGAAAUUGUUUCCUUUGUGAAUCACUCUACUUUGCUUUGUGCACAAUAAUAAAUUCGUAUCCUGCAUCUUGUUA